This is a messenger RNA of Fusarium proliferatum ET1, 429 nucleotides long. RefSeq lists its product as uncharacterized. Lineage: Eukaryota; Fungi; Ascomycota; Sordariomycetes; Hypocreales; Nectriaceae. The record is from RefSeq and is a predicted model, not a curated record. The coding region runs from base 1 to 429 and encodes 142 amino acids. The transcript has a single exon.
AUGCUCAUGAGCUGUCGUUUAGUAUUGAAGUCGAGGUUGGCUACUGUAUCUCAUCCUCUCCUCUCGGUUAGCCACCUCAACAAAAGCGGCAGUAAUUGGAGCACGCAUCAGCUCCUUAUAUGCGACGUCGUCGCUUCGCCAAAGCGGGGUAGUCUACUCCCCGAAUUUGAGGAUGAGACUUUCAGCUUGGACCCCUAUCUCAGCAAGAGAGCCCUCAGCCAGAUUGAGGAGUUUGUCAAUGGCCCUGAGAAGGAAGACCCCUAUAUCAGCAAACACUACCUAGUCGGCGAAUACGGCACCAAACUUAGAGAGAUUUGGGCUGCCCUGGCCAUCGUCACUGCAUACAAGCACAAAGCAGCUAAUGCUGCUAAUACGACAACGGCAACCGAGUCACUCCCCUACGGAAGAGGCCCAGAAGAAGCAUCUUAG